UAGGGGGGAAGGGCUUAAGCGGCUAAUACUAGAAUCAUUCGAACCGCAAAUCAGAGCAGAAAGCAAAACAAAGUAGCAAACUUCAAGCUUCAACUGUGAAUUUCUGCUCAACCAAAGACUUCGAUGGUAGAUUUUCUGCAGACCCAAAACUUCAACGAUGAAUCCCAAGUAAGCUGUCUCUUUCCUCUCACCUCUAUAUUCAAUUGAAGACAUGAACUUGUUCUUGUUGUUGCAAUGAGUCCCAACUUUCUAUUUGGAUGUGGGUUCCUUCAAUUACACUGAGUUUUCCCAGAAAGCUCAUUCAAUCACCAAGAACUAAUCUCAACCAUUUUAAGCUCAUCAAUUGGUUUUCAAGUUUCUCACUUUCUGAUGAUAAUGAUUGUUGCACUACAAACACUAACACAAGCACCCAAGAGGUUUAUGGUGGUGGGAUUGUGUGUGGUUUCAAGUGGGCAUCGCCGCAGCAACCGGCUAUUGCCCACUGUGAUUCAAGGUCUUCAGAGUCUGGUGGUAUUAGUUCAGUUACUGAUUGCAGAACAGACAUUACCAAUGCCAAGAGGAACAGUUUGGUUGCGGACUUGGAGACGUCGGAGGUUGUUAACAAGCUCAAUGGGUUUAAAAGCAAACCCAAUUCGGCGUUUUCCUUGUUCCGCCAGUUGAAGGAAGAAGGGUUCCAGCACAAUGUUUUGACAUACUGUGCGCUUGUAAGGAUAUUGUGUUAUUGGCGUUUGGAUAGGAAGUUGGAUUCUCUGUUCUUGGAGGUUAUUAGUGGCGCUCGAGACAUUGGAUUUCGAUUAUUGGAUUUGUUGGAAGCGAUGGAGGAGGAAAUUGAGGUUUCCCCGUCAAUAGCUCGGGGUUUUGAUGCAUUGGUUAAGUCUCUUGUCAAUCUCAACAUGUUUGAUGAGGCUAGUGAUGUUUUGUUCCAUACCAGAAGGUGUGGAUUUGUGCCGCAUAUCUUUACAGUUAAUUUUCUGAUGAAUCGGUUGAUUGAGCAUGGUGAAGUGGGUGCGGCUUUGUCUAUAUACAAGCAGUUGAAGGGGAUUGGUUUGGUCCCUAAUGAUUACACCUAUGCAAUUGUCAUCAAGGGAUUUUGUAAGGAGGGUAGGUUGGAAGAGGCUGGGGAAGUGUUUGAGGAGAUGGAGUUAGCCGGGGUAGCCCCUAGCGUGUUUGCUUACACAGCAUAUAUUGAAGGACUUUGCAACAAGGGGCGUUCUGAUGUAGGAUGUCAAGUGCUCCAAUAUUGCAAAAGUGAAAAUAUCCUUCUUGAUGCCUAUGCAUAUAAAGCUGUCAUUCGUGGGUUCUGUGAUGAGAUGAAAUUUGAUGAAGCAGAAAGUCUCUUUUUUGACAUGGAAAAGCAAGGCGUGGUGCCUGAUUCAUGCAUCUAUAGUGCAAUGAUCAGUGGCUACUGCAAGAAUUACAAUUUGUUAAAGGCUUUGGCUCUCCAUAAUGACAUGGUGUCAAAGGGUAUAAAAACAAAUUGUGUGAUUGUUGGUUUUAUUCUUCAGUGCCUCUGUAAGAUUGGAAUGCCUUCUGAUGCUGUGGAUCAAUUCAUAGAAUUUAAGAGCAUGGGGAUAUAUCUUGAUGAGGUUACCUACAAUAUUGCGGUUGAUGCUUUAUGCACACUGCGGAGAGUGGAAGAAGCCUCCGAAUUGCUGGAAGAGAUGAAGCUUAAGCAUAUGAGCUUAGAUAUUAUGCAUUACACCACGUUACUUAAAGGGUACUGUCUCCAAGGGAAAGUUGUUGAUGCCACGAAUCUUUUGGAGGAAAUGUAUGAGAAGGGUUUGAAGCCAGAUAUUAUUACUUACAAUGUCCUUGCUGCAGGGUUUUCUAGAAAUGGACUGGUAUCUAAGGCGCUUGGCCUUUUGGUUUAUAUGGAGGCACAGGGUUUUAAACCGGACUCUGUUACACACAGCAUGGUAAUUGAGAAUCUCUGCAUAGGAGGAAAAGUCAAAGAAGCUGAAGCAUUUUUAAAUAAUUUGGUAGAUAAGAGUGAAGAGACCUACACUGCUCUGAUCCGUGGAUACUGUGAAGCUAACAAUACAAGGAAGGCCUAUGAACUUAUUUCUAGGCUGGCAAAGCAGGGAACCAUUAACAAAGGUGCUUGCUUUAAAGUACUUGGUAACCUUUGUAUGGAAGGUGAUAAUGACAGUGCUAUCUUGUUGUUUGAGAGAAUGUUCGCCUUAAAUGUGGAACCUAAGAGAAUUAUGUACAGCAAACUCAUAGCUUCUCUCUGCCAGGCUGGAGAGGUGCAAAAGGCCCGCCUGUUUUUUGAUUCUUCAGUUGCGAGAGGGUUUACUCCUGAUGUCAUUGACUACACAGUGAUGAUAAAUAGCUACUGCAGGGGGAAUUCUUUGCGGGAAGCCCAUGAUCUCUUCCAUGAUAUGAAAAAGAGAGGGAUUCAACCUGAUAUCAUCACUUACACAGUUUUGCUAGAUGGAUUUUCGAAAAGAAACAUAAGAAGGGUUCGUUCCCCUCUAGAUGCAAGGGGAAAUAGGGAAGAAAUGGCGGAUGCUUCUACUAUACUUUGGACUGAGAUGAAGGAAAUGGGAAUAAGACCUGAUGCCAUUUGUUAUACUGUUUUGAUAGACAGGCAUUGUAAAACAGACAACCUUCAGGAUGCUAUUGCACUCUUUGACUUAAUGGUUGACAGAGGAUUAAAACCUGAUACAGUGACGUACACAGCUCUUCUGUCUGGCUGUUGUAAUAGAAGAGAUGUGGAUAGGGCUGUAACCCUAGUUAAUGAGAUGUCUUCGAAGGGAAUCCAGCCAGAUGCCUGCACACUGUCGGUUCUACAGCAUGGAAUCUUAAAAGCCAAAAAAAUGCAGUUUCGGAAAUAAGAACAGUUGAUAGUCAGUGCUUGGAUAAACCCAGGGUUGUGAAAUGGUAGAGAAUGCAAAGUUUCUCUUUGAGUAAGAAGAUAAUUUUCAUUAGCUUUAUUAGUGAACAGCUUUUGUUGUCUUGUUUCGAUGAUAAAUUUUGACUCCACAGCUGGAUGGGUGUCCCCGAUACAACAAUAUGGCUUGCUGAAAGAGACUUGGUGGAAGCCUCAUUCACUGGGCCACCUGGCCCACCCCUAGCUGGAGGGAGAAGAACACUUCGUUACUAAGUAACCUGGAUAUCAUACAUUGAGCUGGUGUGUUGUGGAACAACUUUAUCACUUGCCCAAAGUGACUUGGUGGUGGCGAAACAGGGUCGUAAAUACAUCUAGCCCCUUGCCAGAUCACCCCAUAUUGGCCGGAAGAUCAUUCCACCUGGCAGUUCACCAGGAAGUCAACCAUGCGUAGGACUGUUGUUUAGUAAGACCGAAAAUUGUUUCUUUUUUUACUCGGGAGAAGGGUGAAAACAAGAAUCAAGUUCUCUGGCCUGAAUGUGGGAGUAGUUCUGCUCCAUCACCUGACCAUUUUUACAAAGUUUGGUGAACUAAUCAAUCCAUACUCUACCAUCAGCCUGCCGUCAUUUGAAAGUUGACUUGUGCAUAAGCUUCUAUAUGACCCAAACAGUGGACAACAAUCUGCGUAUUCUCUACUGCUCUUUGUGCCGAUUGGCUUUCCUAGAUGCAUAGCAACCUGCGUAAAAGAUCUAUGGGAUGGGAUGUACCCUAAUUUAUCUUUUGCCCACUGUAAAAUAUUUAGUAGAUGAUAGAAAUCAUCAUGAGAUUUUCAUAGAUUGUAUCCCUUGUUUGAAUAAAUCAUCAUGGGAUGGCAUUAAACGAAA
Molecule: messenger RNA, 3714 nt
Organism: Rosa rugosa (rugosa rose)
Lineage: Eukaryota; Viridiplantae; Streptophyta; Magnoliopsida; Rosales; Rosaceae
Product: pentatricopeptide repeat-containing protein At2g26790, mitochondrial
Exons: 4
Coding region: 258-2837 (859 amino acids)
Molecular function (GO): protein binding
Source: RefSeq, a predicted model, not a curated record